AUGCACAAGCUCUGGCGCGGAAGCACAGCCCAUGGCCCUGUCCUCUGCACUGUGGACUGGCUUGAAUCCAAGGCCUCUCGCGCGCUUCCGAAGGUCCCGCUUUUCCGCAUUCUAAUGCCAGCCCUCCGCCUCCGCCCUACCCCUUCCGACGCUCUUCUUCGCGGGAGCCACGGUCAACAGAGCCAUUCUCCAAUCUGGCGCUGCGUUCUUCCCCGGCAAGCUCGGGCCCCGCCCUCGUCCCCGUCGCUGCGUGGCGGCAGGGGGAGGAGCUUCAGGGCGGUGGAGGCAGUGAGGAAUCGGGAGAAAAGUGGGAACUUGGAGGGGUCUGGUGAACAAGAGAGGAAGGAAGAGGAUAGCAGCGGAGAGGAGGAAGUUGGGGUCGUCGAAGAGGAGAGGAAUUCCUCCAGGGCGUUGCAGCAAAGGUCGUCGGAAAACCGCAGCAGGGUGGUGGAAAGGAGAGCUAGGAGCGGAGGUUCCAAUGCCCCACCCGUGGGGAGUCUGGAGCUCUUGGAGAUUCCUGGAGUUGGGCCUCGCAAUCUCAAGAAGCUGGUGGAUAAAGGUUUUCAACGAGUGGCCGAACUCAAACAACUCUACAGGGAUAAGUUCUUUGGGAAAUCUAGCCAGAAGAUGGUUGAAUAUUUACAGAGCUCAGUAGGAAUUAUUCACAAGAACCAUGCAGAGAGCAUAACCUCCUUUAUCAAAGAAAGUGUGGAUGAAGAGUUGAAAGAGGAAACUGCUGAAUCUGAUGGCAAGCCUAUACAAAGGAAACGACUCACUUUCUGUGUUGAAGGAAAUAUUAGUGUUGGAAAGACUACUUUCCUGCAAAGAAUAGCUAAUGAAACUAUUGAGUUACGUGAUCUUGUAGAAAUAGUACCCGAACCUAUCUCCAGAUGGCAGGAUGUCGGUCCUGAUCACUUUAAUGUACUGGAUGCUUUCUACGCAGAACCACAAAGGUAUGCCUACACUUUCCAAAAUUACGUGUUUGUGACAAGGGUCAUGCAGGAAAGAGAAUCUGCUGGUGGAAUAAAACCCCUCAGGCUAAUGGAAAGAAGUGUUUUCAGUGAUAGAAUGGUUUUUGUGCGUGCUGUUCAUGAAGCCAAUUGGAUGAAUGAGAUGGAGAUUAGCAUCUAUGACUCAUGGUUUGACCCUGUUGUGUCAUGUCUUCCGGGACUCAUCCCUGAUGGGUUCAUUUAUCUUAGAGCUAGCCCUGAUACCUGCUACAAGAGAAUGAUGCUCCGUAACAGGGCAGAAGAAGGUGGUGUCACCUUGGAUUACUUGCGAGGCUUACAUGAGAAGCAUGAGAGUUGGCUGUUCCCUUCUCAGAGUGGAAAUCAUGGUGUGCUGUCAGUCAGUCAGCUACCAUUCCAUAUGGAUAGCUCCUUGCAUCCUAACAUAAGAGAUCGUGUGUUCUAUUUGGAAGGUGAUCAUAUGCAUUCAAGUAUCCAGAAGGUUCCCGCUUUAGUGCUGGAUUGUGAACCCAACAUUGACUUCAGUAAGGAUAGUGAAGCUAAAAGACUGUAUGCCCGGCAAGUUGCAGAAUUCUUCGAGUUUGUGAAGAAAAAGAAAGAAGCUUCUCCUUCAGAAACUGCUACUGAUGGAAAGAACAAAAUCCAACAAGUAGUGCUUCCUGCCAAAGAGGGUCUGUGGGUCCCAGAAGGCAGUCGUUUCCCAGAAUCUGCCCUAAAAUCUCUGGACUUCAGGAGAGCCAUGUCAUUCCUCUCUGGUUAGCUGCUGCUCCAGCAAUCAAUCAAUACUCUUGCAGAUAUGCAAGAAGUCUUAUUCAAUGAGAUGAAGGAUUUUAGUAAUCUGGAAUAUGGCUCAUGUUCUAGACACGUGUCAUGUUGAUUCAUCUGGAGCUAGUUUUGGCUCCAGAAAGAUACUAGGUCCAUGAUGGAAGAAUGUUAACUUGUAGAAAAUCUGGUGUUUGUGUCAAUGUAACAUGGUAGGAGUUGUCGUCUUGCAUGUAAAUGAUUUGAUGUUGUAUGGUUAUGGUAGUUCUAAUGGUUGACAUCUGCUUCCCAAA
Molecule: messenger RNA, 2023 nt
Organism: Elaeis guineensis (African oil palm)
Lineage: Eukaryota; Viridiplantae; Streptophyta; Magnoliopsida; Arecales; Arecaceae
Cellular component (GO): cytoplasm
Molecular function (GO): deoxynucleoside kinase activity
Source: RefSeq, a predicted model, not a curated record